Messenger RNA from Peronospora matthiolae, 408 nucleotides. The record is from the annotation of a GenBank genome assembly. NCBI's taxonomy places the organism in Eukaryota, Oomycota, Peronosporomycetes, Peronosporales, Peronosporaceae.
AUGACCACGCUGCCAAAGGGAGCGAUCGAGAAGCUGAUGCGUGAGGCCGUGGGCGACGACGUGUUGAUCUCCAAGACGACCAUCGACUGGGUCAAAGAGUGCGCUGGCGAGCUCCUGCUGUUGAUUGGACAAGAGGCCAAUAAAGUGGCAGAAGGAGCGGCGAAGAAGGAGAACUACCGGAUCGCCCACGAGCACGUGAUGACGGCACUCGAGCGUCUCGGAAUGCAGCGAUACGCAGAUGAGAUCAAAGAACGCCACGCCGUAGUGGACAUCGAGACGCAGAAAAAGCAGACGCGAACGGCGUUGCGGAAAGCAGCGACUCUAGCGGCUUCACGGGACGAAUUAUUGGCGGAGCAGACGGCUUUGUUCAAGCAGGCGUCCUUAGAUGCGACGAGGGAGGGGUGGUGA